Molecule: messenger RNA, 1090 nt
Organism: Blepharisma stoltei
Lineage: Eukaryota; Ciliophora; Heterotrichea; Heterotrichida; Blepharismidae
Source: the annotation of a GenBank genome assembly
AUGUCAGAUAAACCAAGUUCAUCAUAUUUCCAAGAUCUAGUCCAAAAAUCCAAAGACAGCCAAGAAAAAGACCCUUACGCUAUUGAAAACUUUGGAGAAUCAAAAAAAAAACCAAGCCGCCUCCUUGCCAAAUGGAAUCGCUUAAAAUCUACUUUCGUAGGAAAAGAAGGAUUUUCUGAAAAAUUCAUACAAGGCUUCAAAAUGGGUGGGAUCGUCGGGGGAAUUUUUGGCUCGCUUUCUGGCAUUUUUGCAGCUUGGAAAACAAAAAAUCCUAUUCUUUUUCAGAUAAAUAGCACCUAAUACUUUUUUUUUCUAAAAUUAAUUAUUUUUUAAAAUAAAAAAGCAUAUUUAUAUUCCUAUAUCAGGCGCAAUUAUGGGCUUAUCAUUUGGAUUUUUCAUGGGAGUCGGCUCAGUAGUUAGAAGUGAUGACGAAUAUCUUGAUACACUUUCACUGACACUUAGUUAGAUUAUAGAAAAUCUCCAUUUUCGGGAUCCGAAGAUCCUUAUCCCUUCCUAAAUGCUCAACUCGUCUGCUUAGCCGAUAAUCGUAGCACAACCUUCAAAGUCUUGCUCCUACCAGACAAUGCACUCUGGCAGUCAGAAAGCUUGGGUCAUCGCACCCUAAGUCAGCAGGGUUGCCACCAAUGAAAAUUCAAAAGGUUUGAAUUUCUGGUCGGCUCUCGGCUAAGAUGGAAAUCCGUAGCUCAGGGUGUAAUUCCUUUUUUCAAGCUGAGGAAUAAUCCCGAUUGGUCAAAACGAACGCCAUUGAUACUGUAAGAAAGCCCCUUUCCAACUUCCGGACCCAUCUCCCUCUGAGGUAAAACUUGGCAUUGGAGUAAAGCCUGCAGUGAACCAGCCCGACAUUGAACUUCACCAAACCAAGAAAAACCUAGCCAGAUGCACAUAUCUCUUCUUCAAGGUCCCGGCACCCUUUUGGGUGCCGGCUACAGGAGUUAAGAGGGUGGAUUAAUUAACCCACCAUUUUAAUGUAGAAUAUCUUGAUACAAAUCAUUAUGAGCUACUAAAAAUCAAUGAAGAGUGGCAAAUGAGGGUCUUAGAAGCAGAUUGGAAGAGAAAAUACAGAAUCUAA